AUGACCAUUGCCUCAAGAGCUCUCUUUCUCUUCCACAAAUCAAUCACAAUAGCAAGCACUCUAACAAAACCAAAGCCCCAAGAUUGGAGAAUUCAAUUCGAACAAACCCAAUUAGUUUCCCAAAUUUCAUCUAUUCUCUUACAAAGACAAACAAAUCAUUGGCCUUCACUUCUCAAGAACCUCAAACUCUCUUCCUCACAACAAUUAACUCCAUCUCUCUUCCUUCAAAUACUCCACAACACCAAAACUAACCCACAGGUCUCUCUACACUUCUUUCAGUAUGCAAAAAACAAUCUUGAAUUCCAACCUGAUGUUAAAGUUCUUUGUAAACUUGUAUAUAUACUUCUCGGGUCAGGACUAUCCAAACCCGCAAAACCCAUAUUGGAUUCUCUCAUUCAAACAUACCCACCACCCCAAAUUGUUGGUUUCUUGAUUCAAUCAUUGAAUGUUGCUGAAAUUGACACUCAGUCUUUAGUGUUGAGCUCGGUUCUUGAAUGUUAUUGCAAUAAAGGUUUGUUCUUGGAAGCUCUUCAGGUUUAUCAAAUAGUUAGAGAAUAUGGUUGUUUGUUGUCUAUUAAUUGUUGUAAUACUUUGCUUAAGUUGCUGUUUAGUAAGAAUGAGUUAAGACUGGCUUGGUGUUAUUGUGGUUGUAUUAUUCGUAAUGGGGUUCAGGAGAAUGUGGUUACAUGGUCUUUAAUUGCUCAGAUGCUGUGUAAAGAUGGGAAAUUUGAGAAAAUUGUUGCUAUUCUUGAAAAGGGUGUAUGUAGUCCUGUUAUGUAUAACUUACUGAUAGAUUGUUACUCUGAGAGAGGGGAUUUUGAAGCUGCAUUUGGUUAUUUAAAUGAGAUGUAUAGGAAAUGUAUUGAUCCCAGUUUUAGUACUUUUAGCUCAAUUCUUGAUGGUGCUUGCAAAUAUCAAAACGCCGAAGUGAUUGAAUCGAUGAUGAGUUCCAUGGUGGAAAAAGGAUAUCUCCCGAAUGUUGUGACACCUGACUAUGAUUCUGUGAUUCGAAAGUUCUCUGAUAUCGGAAAAACAUAUGCAGCGGAAUUGUUUUUCAGGGAAGCUUCUGAAAAAGGGAUUAAGCUACAAGACAAUACUUACGGCUCUAUGCUAAAGGCAUUCUCCAAGGAGGGUAGAGCUAAGGAUGCUAUUUGGAUGUACAACAUUAUACUUGAGAGAAAAAUUUGCAUCAGUGACAAAUGUUAUAGUGCCUUCAUGAGUGUCCUAUGCAAUGAAAAUCCAUCAGAGGAAGUUAGCAGUUUGUUGAAAGACUUGAUAGGAAGAGGAUUCGUUCCUCCCAAAUCUCAAAUGCCAUGGUCAUUUGCCAUAGGCGUUGGCGGAGUAUUCUUUCAACAACUUGUGAAGAUGAAGGUGGAUUAUGAAGAUGAAGUGAUUAAUGAGUCAUCCACCAAGCUUUUAUAUGCCACUUUUCUCUACACAUGCGUUGCACGUGUAUGUCCAGUCUUGUAG
Lycium ferocissimum is the source of this 1470-nucleotide messenger RNA. RefSeq names its product pentatricopeptide repeat-containing protein At4g21170. The record is from RefSeq and is a predicted model, not a curated record. Gene Ontology annotation, molecular function: protein binding. The transcript has 3 exons. Lineage: Eukaryota; Viridiplantae; Streptophyta; Magnoliopsida; Solanales; Solanaceae. Bases 1 to 1470 code for a protein of 489 amino acids.